Messenger RNA from Podospora bellae-mahoneyi, 2810 nucleotides. RefSeq lists its product as uncharacterized. Bases 1237 to 2253 code for a protein of 338 amino acids. Lineage: Eukaryota; Fungi; Ascomycota; Sordariomycetes; Sordariales; Podosporaceae. The record is from RefSeq and is a predicted model, not a curated record. The transcript is spliced from 3 exons.
UUCUUUUCCUCUUAGACGAUAUACAACACAUGGCAUCUUCCGCCCAUCGGAUCGGUUCGGGGCGUCGAGUGAGUGGGCAUGAGGUUUCAUUGCUGCUCCCUCAGUCCCGCUAUCCCACAUGACGGGGAGCUGGGACACACCGUGACACCUUUACGCCACUCUGGUCACUUGUCGUGGCAUCUAAGACAACAAGCACGCGCUUGCCCCAAUGGGAGAAAAAAAUUUUUGUACUGUAGGAGCUGUUGCUGAUCGAGAACUUGGAAAUCGGGGUGUUACCGGCGCCUUGGAACUCAACCUACAAGUCAAGUCCCGACGCUACGGACGAGCUUCCCCCCCUUCCCGCCCCAUCUCUCCAGACGGCUGGGAUGGCUCAUGCUGGAUGCUGAGCAGAAAGCCAACGGGACAUUGCUUCCCUUCCGGAGAGCUGGGUGCUGCCAGCUGCGUGUGCCGUCCAACGGCAUUUCCAGCAAAUGGUCGAGAUGCAGCCAUGGCGUUCUUCUCAUGCAAGCACAUGCCGCCAUCUGCCAGGACACCUCAUGGCCGCCCUUGAUUGGCCCCUGUCCCACUCGGCACCGCCCAGAACCCACAGAAACCCACACAACCCACCGCUUCACGGCUUCCACCCCUCACCACGGAUUGGAUCAUUUCAACUGUGGGUGAGAGAGAGUGAGAGGUACCUUUUACGCUUCACGCCGGUACCACUGGUACAACAGCCUGGCGAAUGGCAAAGGUCUGGAAAUCUUUCCUGGAUCCCGUCCUUGGCCCUUCCCUCGAGCUGUCCGCCUCUGUGUCCCUUCCGUCAACAUGUACAUCUCUUUUUAGCUGCUUGGUCCGUCGGCUUCGCUUCUCUUGGCUGCCAGCCAUGACUGGCCAUUUUGCCCCGAGUGCCCCGGCCUUGUCUUCUCCCGACGUUCUCUCUUUUUCUCCUGACGUCUUUAUCAUGCUCCUCUCCUGCUCCUGCUUCUUCUCCUCCUAGCUACCUGUCUGCUCGUCCAUUGAGCAAUGGCACGCUUCUUUUGACUUCUCAAGAGAGAGUCAGCUGCCUCUAGACGCUAUCAUUUCACACAUUGCUCGCUGUCAAACCUACGAUAUCCACUUCCCGAAUUCCCCUUGCAAGUUCCGCUUCCCCAGAAAAAAAACGGUCACGAAAUAUGCUCUUGGCCAGUCCACUUGCGCCUCAAAAAUUCUUCCCUGAUCGAACAAGUCUCUGGAGACCAUCCCCGAGCCCGAACCUGAAUGCAGGCGGCAGGCACUUCUGCUACUGGAAUGGAGGAAAACGGGGUCAUAGAACCACUGCCUGAUGAGGAGUUUGGGACCGAGGUGACAUCAGAUUAUGACCCAAGCGAUACCGAGACCACCUUUGGCUCCCUGACGUCGAGCGUCACGGGUCAUGUGUGGGAGUACGGCAGACGAUACCAUGCUUUUCGAUAUGGCCGGUACCCCUUACCCAACGACGACGAGGAGUACAAGAGAGAGUCUCUACGACAUGCCAUGCUGAAGGAGCUCCUGAGGGGCAAGCUCUACCUUGCGCCCAUCGGAGAUAACCCGCAAAAGAUCAUCGAUCUUGGCACGGGGUUUGGAGAAUGGGCCAUGGAGAUGGGCGAGCUUUUUACCGGCGCCAAAGUUACAGGAGUCGACUUAUCGCCGAUUCAGCCACUAUGGGUUCCCUCUAAUGUCGAGUUCAUCGUGGAUGACAUUGAAGACGAGUGGGUGCACGAACAGGAUUACGAUUUCGCGCACUUUCGGUUCGUCAACACGGUGUUAAAGAACAAUGAACUUGUGCUUCACAACAUUCUCCAGAAUCUCAGGCCGGGCGGCUGGGUGGAAAUCCAGGAUAUUUACCCCAGGAUAUCGUCAGACGACAACACACUGCCCGAAGACUACCCGCCCGCCAAGUUUUACUCGUUGCUUCAAGGCGUUCUCAAGGACCAGUACGGCUUCGACCUCAAGGUGCUGGAGAGCCUUCCCGACCACCUACAGCGGCUCGGCUACGUCAACGUGCAGCGGAAGGUAUUCCACAUGCCGCUGGGUGAAUGGCCCAAGGAUCGGCAUCUCCGAAUGCUGGGUGGCUGCUUCCAAGAAGUCUUUCUCGACUUUGUCGCCGCCAUGGCGGCCCGUCCGCUGGUGGAGGCGGGAUUCGACAAGGCCGACAUUGAGGAACUUGUCGUCGGGGUCAAGAACGCCGUGGGAAAUAGGCGAAUUCACGCAUAUGUCCCCAUCCACUUUGUCUGGGCGCAGAAACCACCAGCAUGACGGAGGCCAAUCUCUUGCCGGCUAUCAAAGCUCGAGCAAUCGAGAUCCAGCACCUACCCGGCUGCGCCCCCAAAACUAAUAUCGAGAGGAUUUCUCGAAGGGGCAAUGCUACACGAACUAUUGACGAAGAUUCCAAAGACUUGAAGAACCUCUAGGGCCCUGGCCAAUGGGAGGUACAUCUGGCAAGAUGGCGGGUUGGGAAAGUGCCGAGAUAAGAGACGGCAUGCACGACUCCAACGAUUCGCCGAAGACAAGUCAAUCGAGCUGUUUGGAGCAUGGAGAUGCAAGCUUGUCUCUGGCCCGCCCGCUUCCUUCCCAGCUAUAGGGGGGAAGUGACAGCGCGGGGGGUUGAAGACGCCAAGCGCCUGCAAUGCUGCUGCUUUGCGGAGAAACUCGCCGUUUUGGAGAGGGAGGGGGAGAGAUAUAUAAACUGCAAGUUAUCAUAGCGGGACAGACACAUCAUACAAGCGGUGAAGUUCACUGGGGUGCUCUCGUAUUUUGACCUGUUACGUUGAAAUGCUGUAGAAAUAAUAAUAGGAUGAAGUAUGACUUUAUGA